CUUCCUCCUCCUCCUUCUCUAUUAUCUCCCGUUUUCUUUCUCUUUGUCGCAUCACGGCUGUAGUUACUUUCAUUGGCUCUAAUGCCCCAGUGCCAGUACCUCAGUGGACACGGCAGAAGCUACAUGCCAAGACUACGAGUUCCGCGAAACUAAGACAACUGUGAAGCACGAGUAAGAAGGAACUGCAUUUCGAUAUUGUGGUUUCCUGAAGCAGCGUGAGGCGCGAUGAUUGUGGAGACGUGUCUGCUGCUGGUGGCCGCAAUAGUGUUGGUGUGGAUCUACUCUAAAAGGCGAUUUAGUUACUGGUCAUCUAAGGAUGUGGUCUGCCCACCAAUCCUGCCAUUGAUCGGCCAUAUGAAUUACUUCUUUAAGGGUCAGCGCUGGGUUUCCUUACAUAAGUUUUAUCUAGAGUUCCGCAAGCACAAGUUUUAUGGGCUGUACGAGUUUUUCAAUCCCGUACUUAUGAUCACUGACCCUGAACUUCUUAAACUCGUCCUGGUGAAGGAUUUUGAAUACUUCGUAGACAGGCGACGGUUCGGGGACCAGGAAGGCUCCCUCAUGACUGAGAUGCUCACUAAUAAGUUUGGUGAGGAAUGGAAAGACCUUCGAGCAAUCAUGACUCCAACAUUCUCCUCUGGCAAAAUGCGAAGUAUGUUUCAUUUGAUUUCCGAAAAGGCAGAUAACCUGGUUUCUUUUUCUCUCAAGAAUGCAGUCAACAAUAAACCUGUUGACAUGAAGGACAUGUUUGGUCGUUUCACCAUGGAUACAAUUGCUUCUUGUGCCUUUGGCAUUGAAUGCAACUCGCUUUCUGAUUCCAAACCCGUGUUUGCAGAAGUAGCCGAGAAAUUUUUCAAUUUCCAAGGUCUUAAAGCAUUGAAGUUGACUUUGAUGAUAGUCCUGCCAAAAUUACAUAAUUUUCUUGGAUUCAAAGUGGACGAUGUUGAGAUUGAAUUUUUCGCAAAGCUCGCCAAAGAAAACAUGGAGCUUCGGAAGAAAGGACAGAGCCGAGGAGACUUCUUAGAUCUGCUGCUGAACGCGAAAGCUUCAGAAGACGAUAUCCGUCCAGGAAAGAAAGUAUUUGGAGAGCACACGUUAGUGGCACAGAGUGUGCUCUUCCUUGUGGCUGGUUAUGACACCACUGCCUCGGCACUCGCCUUCUCCUCCUACAACGUGGCCAUGAAUGUCCACUGCCAACAUCGGCUUCGGCAAGAGCUGCAGGAGCUUGUAAAGGAGCACGGCUCAAUCAACUACCAAGGGAUCAUGGAGGCUAAAUACCUGGACGCUGUUCUAAUGGAGACGCUGAGGCUGUACCCACCAGGCACUAUUGGGGAGCGGGUGUGCACCAAGCAAUACAAGAUUCCGGACACAGACUUAAUCAUGAACCCCGGAGAUUUGAUCCAGUUUCCCUUGUGGAGCAUCCAUCACGACCCUCAGUACUGGCCUGAGCCGGAAGAAUUCAAGCCUGAGCGCUUCCUUGCAGAGAACAGAGGCAGCAUCAUCAGUUUUACGCACUUGCCCUUCGGAAUGGGUCCCAGAAACUGCAUCGCCAUGAGAUUCGCCCUUAUGGAAGCCAAGGUUGCCCUGGCUCAACUCAUCUUGGCAGCCGAGAUAAAGCUGGCACCAGGACAUGAAAAGAUGGAACUCCAAGACUCUCCCUUCUUAAUGAGACCUAAGGAUGGCGUGAUGCUGAUGCUUACGCCACUUCAAAAAGAUUAAAAUAACUUAUGUUAUUUUAGAGGUUAUUUUAGAGGGUAGCCAGAGCCUGAGGGUCGAGGAGUGAACGUCAGUAAGUAACUUGUGUACUAGCAUCGAUUCCCAAUCAGCACAUGCUGAAUACACAUCAAGAACAUUUCGUUCCACCUUGCUAAACACAAAUGAAUAAAUUAACUAAAAAAGCUCUAGACCUCAGACUUUCUUGUGUUGAAGUUCAAUCACAUCUCAUCACUUGAUAGCACGCAUAUUUCAGUGUCUAAUGAUGUUUGGUCUGGUCUUACUGAGAACGCACUUUAGUGAUGGAAAUUAUUCCUGCUUACUAUAUUUUUGUUUAUUGCUGUACACCAUUAGUAAACUUAUCAUUGAUCGCAAAAAUCUUAUUGUGGUCUCUGUUUAACGCUUCAGAGUUGUAAUGUAUCAUGCUAUUGUUAUGAGCAAUAAAAGCAAAACGAGUUCCAAAAAUGAAAGGAAAAAUGGGUAAAUAAAAUAGAAUAUUAUAACUAAAUAGAAACGUGCAUUUUGGAGACGUCUAGCAUGCUCAUGCAAUGUUCAACUUCAACUCGUUACAACUCAUAUAUUUUUGCAUGAUUUGAUAGAGAAUAUAGUUAUGCACGAUCAUUAUUAAUUCAGUAGUAUAUUAUUAUUCUCCUCCUCCUGUCACAUUGCAGCAGCGGUAGGUAUGAGGAGCGGUUGUCCUUUAAUCUAAUCACUCAAGUAUUUUGAAAUGACAAUAACAGUAAUUUAUUAGAAGCAUAUUAUUUCAUCGAUAGCACAACACUUAGUUAUAUUGUUACGCUUUUGGACUCAUAUCCUUAGCCGGAAUGCUGUCAUAACAAACUGUAAUAAGAAACUCGUUCCAAUUUACCUGUGAA
Portunus trituberculatus (swimming crab) is the source of this 2585-nucleotide messenger RNA. Its product is annotated as cytochrome P450 9e2-like. The record is from RefSeq and is a predicted model, not a curated record. The transcript has 7 exons. The coding region runs from base 226 to 1716 and encodes 496 amino acids. Lineage: Eukaryota; Metazoa; Arthropoda; Malacostraca; Decapoda; Portunidae. Gene Ontology annotation, molecular function: heme binding; iron ion binding; oxidoreductase activity, acting on paired donors, with incorporation or reduction of molecular oxygen, reduced flavin or flavoprotein as one donor, and incorporation of one atom of oxygen.